GUGAUAAGCGGAGUGAUCGGCGAUUGCAAGCCUGUCCAGAAGACAGAUAACGUCUUACAUCGGGCCACUGGGUACACGCGAUAGCGAAAACGUAUAAAGUGCGCGACGCGCCUUUCGUCGCACGCAGAUGUGGAAAUCCGUGGCGGUGAUAUUCAUCGACCUCCGGGGAGAGCCGUGCCUCCGCGCGUCAACCAAUCGCGACAGUCCUUUCACCGGUCGGAAUUCGAAACUCGUGCUAAAAAGGCCGAUUACCGGUAUCCUAUUCCCUUUCGAACUGGCUCGAGUGCCACCGACAACGUGCGCGAGCGAGAUUGGCGAGACGGAUCGCGACCUCGUCGAAGGCGAUCCGCCUGUUGCUGCUUUCGACGCCGUUAGGAUCCGCCGAGGACCGGAUGUGUGCCGUGUGAAAAUCGUGAAAAUCCCCGCCUAAUCCGCCGUUUAAUUUUCCCCGCGGCGAUCGAUCGCGUGAUUCGCGAUUGUAGCUUGUCGCGAUUAGCUCGCUAUCGCGCCGAUAAAAAUAACACGUGAAAUAUGUUGACGUGUUACAUGACCGCUUUACAAUGCGAGUGGAUCGAGAAUCGCAGACGGUGGAAUACCGUCGGUGCGUCGCAUUCGCAAUUAAGGAACAAUGUGAACGUCGAGGGUGCCACUCACAAGCAGGUGGUAGAUCUGAUAAAAUCGGGUGGUGAUGUCCUCACUCUGACCGUCAUCUCCGUGACACCGCAGGAAGCGGAGAGGCUGGAGCCCUGCGAGGACCUGAGCUACUCGUCGGUCGACUACAGCGAAAAGCGAUCUCUGCCCAUCAGCGUGCCGGAUUAUCACGUCCGCGAGAGGAAACACGAGCGUUACGUAGUCUUCAACGUCCACAUGGCCGGCAGGCACUUGUGCUCGCGUCGAUAUCGAGAAUUCGCGGCGUUGCAUAUGGCGCUGAAGAAGGAGUUCAUAGGCUUCAAUUUCCCGAAGCUACCAGGAAAAUGGCCAUUCCAAUUGAGCGAGCAGCAACUCGACGCGAGAAGACGCGGUCUGGAGCAGUAUUUGGAGAAAGUUUGUGCGGUGCGCGUAAUAGCGGAGAGCGACGCCAUGCAGGAAUUUUUGACCGACCGACUGGAGGAGGACGGUGAUCAGGGCCCGGCGGUUGAUCUCAAGGUUCUGCUACCUGAUCGUGAAGUUGUCACUGUCACCGUUCCCAAGGCGGCGUCGGUGAAAGAUGUCUAUGAUGCGGUUUGCUGCCGAGUCGGCUUGGAUGCGGAAACCGCCAAGUAUUUUUACCUGUUCGAGAUCGUCGAGUACAAUUUCGAGAGGAAGCUGCAACCUCACGAGCACCCGCAUACUUUGUACAUUCAGAAUUACUCGACCGCCAGCGCGACGUGUCUGGCAAUAAGAAGGUGGCUUUUUAAUAUAAAUAGACCGUUGAGCGAGCAGGCAUUGACUUGGAUAUUCUGGCAAACGAUUGACGAGGUGAACAGAGGUCACAUCACCGCGGGAGAACGAUUGUACCAGUUGAAGGCUCUGCAGGACGCGUCGAGAAAGCACGAGUAUUUGAAAUUGGCGAGGGAACUCAGCGGAUACGGCGACAUCGUGUUCCCACAUUGCGCGUGCGACUCGAGGAAGGAGGGCCAUGUGAUACCGGCGGUGGGCAUGGCGGCCUUCAAAUUGCAUGCCGCGAAGGAGGAUGGCACCCUGGAGUCACAGGUAGUCGAGUUCCAAUGGAACACUAUCGCUCGGUGGGAAGUGGACGAGGACGGGAUGGCGUUCUGCUUCCAAUACACACGCCAGGACAAUCGUCCUCCUCGUUGGCUCAAGGUUUUUACUCCUUACUAUACAUUCCUCUCGGACUGUUUCGAUCGAAUAGCCGAGGAAGCGAAGUGGGACGAUCCAGGAGAAUGACGUAACGUACGACGUUAAGAGGUAUCCUUAUAACGUUGAAGAUCCUUUCACGGGAUAUCUCGCACUCAUCUCUUUAUAGUCGAAAUUUUUUUUUUUUUUACUUAGGAUUGCGACAGUCUUUAGAAACGGUAUCGAGUUAGCAUAGCACUCGUAGCAUAUCAAAUUUUUCCAUCUGUCCAGCUUCGCCGAACGUUGCGUUUGAAAUAUUACCAAUGUCUACGCACUGAGAGUGUUUGCCCACACUAUUAUCAUUGGAAGAAUCAAACGCGUGUUUCGAACGUAGUACAUCCCGAUGAAGCAGAUACUUUUAUCCGAGAGAUCGCCGAUAAUCUGUUCCAAAAACAGGAAUGAUUUAAAAAUUUACACUUGGUUUUACAUGCCACGUGCCGUUUGUCCAUGACCUGGUGAGAGGACUUUGGCGUCCAGUUCAGCGCGUGUAAGAAAAUAAAUUUGAUUUUUACGCGCCGAUAUAGCUGGAGCCAUCAUUUUGAUGAAACACGUGCCGUGUCUUCUUUCGUUACGACGAACAAAAUGCGGCACACGCGAUGGCAUACAGGAGAAUUACGUUAAUGUACAGAUACGUAGACUAUUAUUACAGAGAUACGGAGAUACGGUCGUCCGCCUAGAAAUCACCUAUUCUUCCGGCCUAUGAACUAUCAUGCAUACAGCACAUGCGACUCGUUUACUGACGAGAGAAAAUCGAUCGUGUUAUAUAAAACGUUCCUCCUUGUUCGCCUAAUAGACCCGAAACUCUCUUUCGUUGGAUCCGCACGAGCGUAUCGAUCGAGCGUUUUAAGCGAGAGAAAUAAUAUCCUGUGCAUUUUCUAAUGUGCAAUAUUUUAUAAAUCAAUAAUAAUUUGUCAAUUCGUUACGCAGGAUAUUUUAAAACGAGGGGCCUUUGCACAUUUAGAAAGGAUCUCAAUAGCGUCGACAGCGCGUCCAAUUUAUCGCUGUGCUAGGCUUCAUUUAUAUUUUCUGCGAUUAAGGAUCUGAGGAGAGGAAAGAAAUCUUGGAGCUUUUU
Pogonomyrmex barbatus (red harvester ant) is the source of this 2908-nucleotide messenger RNA. RefSeq names its product sorting nexin 27 (gene Snx27). Gene Ontology annotation, cellular component: early endosome. NCBI's taxonomy places the organism in Eukaryota, Metazoa, Arthropoda, Insecta, Hymenoptera, Formicidae. Gene Ontology annotation, biological process: intracellular protein transport; signal transduction; endocytic recycling. The record is from RefSeq and is a predicted model, not a curated record. Gene Ontology annotation, molecular function: phosphatidylinositol-3-phosphate binding; protein binding.